This is a messenger RNA of Nilaparvata lugens (brown planthopper), 3300 nucleotides long. It is a transcript of the gene NaPi-III, whose product is annotated as sodium-dependent phosphate transporter 2. Gene Ontology annotation, cellular component: membrane. Gene Ontology annotation, molecular function: phosphate transmembrane transporter activity. The coding region runs from base 1432 to 3138 and encodes 568 amino acids. Gene Ontology annotation, biological process: phosphate ion transmembrane transport. Lineage: Eukaryota; Metazoa; Arthropoda; Insecta; Hemiptera; Delphacidae. The transcript is spliced from 14 exons. The record is from RefSeq and is a predicted model, not a curated record.
AGUCUUCAGCCACAGUUUGUGAUUGAGUAGGUAAGUGCAAACUUGCUGUUAGGAUCUCUGCGUACAGCAGUAAAUCCUACCGGUAACGGCGUAAACCAUGCUUUCUGUGAAGUGAUUUAAUUAGUGCACAUCAUUUAUUACAUCUAGAUUCAAUCGACCAUCUUUAUUUCCUGUAGAUCAUCUCAAAUUUCGCAACUGAUACGUCCAACACUCAUCAACAAGUGCCAGCAACAUUUUUCUUCAACAUCUCUCAGCAACUUGUUGAUAACUCACAAUACCUGUGCUCUUCAAAACUAUAGAAAUUUGUUCAACUUUUCAAGGUCAAGGAUUUGACCUGACUGAUCAACCUCUUCAGGUUUACAAGGUCAAUUGACGACGUGUCUUAAGGUCAAGUCAAGGUCACACCUUAAGGUCGAAAUCAAGGUCAAAAUGUUACUCAACAACGCCAGACAGCGCUGUCUACCGAGCAAAAAGAAAGGCGGUGGUUGUAUGAUGUCCAGUUGAAUCUUCAAAUUCAGCAAAAAAUUAUCCACCACAUUUUAGUUCCAAUACCAACUGUGAUAUUAGGCAUAGUAAGGCUCCAACCCCCAGUGAUUCAGUUGUACUUAAUUUACAUUGAUGAAGGUUUCCAAAACCAUUUUGCAGCUUAAAGAUAUUCAUUCAAUAUUUAUUGUUUUAAUGCUAACUUUUAAUUGACAUUUCCUUCAUUUAUUAAACACCAUCAGCUUUAUUUUAAGCUUCUCCAUUGAUAUUGUAUUGUAUCUUCCAAGAAAAACUAGUUUUCAAUUACAAGCAUCUUGGCUAAAGUUGUAUUUGUUGAUAAGUUUGAAAAAUACUCUGAAAGAGUAGUGCUACGUUAAAGGGAUAUUAUUAACAUUACUGAAGGUCAAUUGUUCUCUAAAAGUAUCUCAAAACCGGUGAUUCUCAAACCACCAUUGCUUUAACUGGGCUUCAAUUGAAAACCCAUAACCUUCAAGGUCAACUGAAAGGUACUUACAACCUUUACAUAUUUUUAUACCUAGACUAUUAUAUAUCGAGAACUUUUUGACUGUGAAAAACUGGACAUUUGAGGAUAGGACCAAACUGAUUCAGUUGUGAUUCCAAGGAGACGAGGAGAGUCUAUUUUUGAGGCUUUAGUUUGUGUCCACAUUUGAGAUCGAAAAGGUAUUUUGAGUGACUGAUUAUUUUGAGGUUAGGAAUUGACUUUAAGUGACCUUUGAGGUUAGGUUGGUACCAAUAGUGUUUAGGGUAGAAGGACACGUUUGAGGUUAGGUUGGUAUCAGUGAUUCAGAACGUGAUUGUAUGGUUAGGUUGGUAUCUGUAGGUGGCUAUUACGAGAUUAGGACACAAGAUUUGAGGUUAGUUUAGGUUAGGAGGUGAUUGUAAGCAACUUUUGAGGUUAGGACUGUGUUGUGAGUAACCAGCUGCAGCAUGGAGCCAUAUGACGACAACGUGUUGGCACUGGUGAUUGCCUGCUUCGGAGUUUCCUUCCUGUUGGCGUUUGGAAUCGGUGCGAACGACGUUGCCAACUCGUUUGGCACCUCUGUGGGAGCUAAGGUGCUCACCAUAUUCCAGGCAUGCUGUCUGGCCACUGUAUUCGAGAUUGCUGGAUCUGUUUUGAUUGGUUUCCGAGUCUCUGAUACUAUGAGAAAAGGCAUUCUAGAUGUGUCGCUGUAUGAAGGAGCAGAGGAAGAACUAAUGGCUGGUUGCUUCUGUUGCUUAGCUGGCAGCGCUGUGUGGCUGAUUGUGGCAACUUAUCUGAAGUUGCCGAUUUCGGGGACUCAUUCCAUAGUUGGUGCAACCGUCGGCUUCUCACUUGUCUGCAGGGGGGCUGCCGGACUUAGAUGGGGCACUCUCGGAUUUAUCAUUUUGUCGUGGUUCGUCUCGCCAAUUCUGUCGGGUCUGAUAUCAGUGGUGCUUUUCCUGCUCAUCAAGAACUAUAUUCUGCGAGCCGCCGAUCCACUGCACGUCGGAUUCCGCAUUCUGCCCUACAUCUACGGCCUCACUGUCAUCGUCAACAUAUUCUCCAUCCUGCACGAUGGGUCCGAGUUGUUGGCCUUCGAUAGAAUCCCGCUGUGGGGCGCUAUACUUCUGUCAAUACUGAUUGGUAUAGUCAGUGCCCUCCUAGUGCAGUUCCUGCUGGUUCCUAUGCUCAGAAAGAAGAUAUUAGAAGAAGCUUUGGCUCCUAGAAUAAUGGUACAAUUCUCCUGUGGUAGCUCUUCAGAUCUAUCGAAAGAAGAAAGCCUGAAGGGUGCCGGUGUUGUGACGGUGAGUGGAGCUGGAGAUGCUGUCGGUGCUGCCGAGAAAGGCAAGGCUUCAACUGAGUUGUCAUCAAGUGCUGGAGGUGUUCUCAACAAACACUUUCAAGCCGAAUCCGAACCGGUCAAAGAUGCCAAGGAUACUCGAGCCGACGCUAAGAAUGGCACACAUAAUAAAGACAACGGAGUGGGCCAAAAUGGAACUAAUGGUACAGCUGAGAGAUUGCCUCUGCCUGAGCUUAAUGGACAGGUUUCUCCUGCCGCUGGUCUGUCACCAAAUAGCAGUGCUGUCCCGCUGAUCAAAGACGGAUCGGUUGAGCCAAAUCAUAACGACCCAGCAACUCUGGCGAGGGAUGAAUUACAGGAGCAGCCAGAAAUCAACAGCAUCUUUUCAAUUCUUCAGGUGCUCACGGCUUGCUUUGGAUCGUUUGCACAUGGAGGCAAUGAUGUCAGCAAUGCAAUAGGGCCGUUGAUAGCAGUUUGGCUGAUCUUCACUGAGGGCUCAGUGCUGCAGAAAUCUGAGACGCCCCUCUAUAUUCUGCUGUACGGCGGAGUGGGAAUAUCAUUGGGACUCUGGCUGUGGGGACGUCGCGUCAUUCAGACCAUCGGAGAGGAUCUCACUAAGAUCACUGCUUCCACUGGGUUCACGAUCGAGAUAGGCGCUGCGCUGACAGUGUUGUUGGCUUCCAAGAUCGGAUUGCCCAUCAGUACGACCCACUGCAAAGUCGGAUCGGUCGUGUUUGUCGGAUUCACACGAUCCAGCAAGUCGGGCGUCGAGGAAGCUCUUCAGAAAAUAAUCUACGCUUGGGUGGUGACCGUGCCUGCCACCGCUCUUCUCAGUGCAAUUUUCAUGUUCGGUUUUAAAGCUCUCGGCUACUAAACUAAGCAAUUAUUAUUGUAAGUACGUUAUUCGAAUUAUCGCUAAUGAUGUCAGCGGCUCAAAAUCUAUUUAUUCUCAAUUAAAAUUUUAAUUGAAUAUUGAUGUGUUCAGUGUUAACGUAUCAGAGUCUCACCUUAUAGCCGCUCGUUUUAAUUAUCUCUA